CAAUGUGCAUGCUUUUGUAUUACUAGCUCUUACAUUUUUCCUGUUAGAUCAGCAUGGCUGAAUCUUCAUUUUAUCUCGGUCAGGACUUUGCUAGAGUUGUGCUAUCUUGGUCCCUUGGAGAUAUUCUAAAGGAAUUCGAGGUGAAUGCAAUUCCUCUUUCAUUUAGUUCACUUAAGGAGUAUAGGAGUUCAUAUUGUCCUCCUCUGCUUGAAGAAACAAGGUCUGAGCUUUGUUCAAAAAUUGAAUAUCUGUCAAGUGCACCUUUUGCCAAGAUUAACACUUUUUGUAGCUCUGAGCGGUUCAUAGAUCGACAUUAUGAUAUAACCUUUGAAAAUUGGACAGAAAGUUCCAACAGUCUUAAUAAAGUGCCAUAUGAAGCAAAAUCUGGAGAUGUAUUUGUUUUUACACAAGCUAAACCUGAUCAAAAUUUUGAUAUACGAAGGCUGGGGAAGAGCUGGUGUUUUGGGUAUACUAGAAAGUCUAAAAUGGUAAAGCAGCAUAGGUUAGAUGGGAGUUAUAUUUGGGUUCCUCAUUUUGAAGUCAGUACUUCAGUUGAACUUCAAGAAGCAGUGGAUGUGUCUCAACCCUUUUACGCAGUUUUUUGGGUGAACUUGACAACCAACAAUAGAAUAUGGAAUGCAUUGCUAACUUGUCGUUCUGAUCAUUUCAUUAAGGAAGUUCUCCACAUCAACCCGACGGUGCAGGAAGACUGCAAAAAUUGUCCUGCAAUGAAGCAAACGUUGGAAGAAAAGUUAUCAAUGACAUCUUAUUUGAACAAAUCCCAGUGUGAGGCAGUUGCAAAGUGUAUCAGUAAAAGUGUCUGUGACCACAAGCCAUCUUUGGAACUCAUUUGGGGCCCUCCAGGGACAGGAAAAACUAGAACUCUUAGCACGCUGCUCGUUAGCCUCUUACGUGUAAAAUGUAGGACACUCGUCUGUGCUCCUACAAACGUGGCAAUUUCAGAAGUAGCUUCACGUGUUAUGAAAUUAGUGAAAGAAUCUGCAAAGAAACUUGACGAAUAUGGGACUCAAUUUUGUAGUUUCGGAGAUAUACUCAUAUAUGGUAAUAUAAACACAAGUGCAUAUGGAUUUGAAGAUAUAUACAUGAAUCACCGUAUAAAAAGGCUUACUGAUUGCUUUGCACCAAAAAAUGGUUGGAAGCAUUGGUUCACUUCCAUGCAAGAGUUUCUGGAAAACUGUGUACUACUGUACAAGAUCUUCUGUGCUGAGAAUGAUGCAAGUGAUGGUAACAACCAUGUUGAAAAUGAUACCUCAUUUCUUCAGUAUGCAAGAGACAGAUUUAUUGCAAUAUCAGUACCACUAAGAAAUUGCAUCUCGACCUUUUGUACUCAUUUACCAAAAACAUAUGUCACAGAAGAAAGUUUUCAAGAUUUGCUAUUGCUGAAUGCGUCGCUUAAUUCAUUGGAAACAUUCUUAUUCCAAGCCAACCUGGUUGGUAAAAGUUUAAAAGCCGCAUUUUUACUUGAAGAAGAGGGUGAUAGUCAUCCUCAGGUUGACACAGAUAUGUCACCAUUCUUGCACUUCAAGAGUGAAUGCAUUAGACAUCUAAAAAUUCUCCUGGUUUCACUUUAUAGACUCAGUCUAGUAGCAGUAAAUGAGAAGUUCUGCUUCAACAUGGCCUCUUUAAUUUUUUGCACAGCUUCAAGUUCAUAUAAACUCAGUAACGUUGGAAUUGAACCCAUGAGGUUGUUGGUUAUUGAUGAAGCUUCACAGUUGAAGGAGUGUGAAUCAUUAAUUCCACUACAAGUCUGUGGUUUAAAGCAUGUUGUUCUUUUGGGCGAUGAAUGCCAAUUGCCGGCAUUUGUUAGUAGCAAGGCACCUCCUUGA
Molecule: messenger RNA, 1847 nt
Organism: Daucus carota subsp. sativus
Lineage: Eukaryota; Viridiplantae; Streptophyta; Magnoliopsida; Apiales; Apiaceae
Exons: 4
Coding region: 54-1847 (597 amino acids)
Molecular function (GO): helicase activity
Source: RefSeq, a predicted model, not a curated record